CAGAACUGCUCCCCGAGCACGAAGGAGGUGCCAUGCGGAGCCCUCCGAGCCGGUGCGCCGUGGCUCGCGCCCUGGUCCUGGCCGGCCUCUGGCUGGCCGCAGCCGGGCGCCCCCUAGCCUUCUCGGAUGCUGGGCCGCACGUGCACUACGGCUGGGGCGAGUCCGUCCGCCUCCGGCACCUGUACACCUCCGGUCCCAACGGCCUCUUCAGCUGCUUCCUGCGCAUCCACUCAGACGGCGCCGUGGACUGCGCGCGGGGCCAGAGCGCGCACAGUUUGAUGGAGAUCAGGGCAGUCGCUCUGCGUACCGUGGCUAUCAAGGGCGACCGCAGCGUCCGGUACCUCUGCAUGGACGCCGACGGCAAGAUGGAAGGGCUGACUGAGUACUCGGCCGAGGAUUGUGCUUUCGAGGAGGAGAUGCGCCCCGAUGGCUACAACGUGUACUGGUCCAAGAAACACCAUCUCCCUGUCUCUCUGAGCAGUUCCAGGCAGAGGCAGCUGUACAAGGGCAAGGGCUUUCUGCCCCUGUCCCAUUUCCUGCCCAUGCUCUCCAGCAUCCCAGCAGAGCCCGAGGAACUCCAGGACCACCUGGAGCCCAAUUUGUUUCCGUUGCCCCUGGAAACAGAUAGCAUGGACCCCUUUGGGAUCGCCACCAAACUGGGAGUGGUGAAGAGUCCCAGCUUCCACGAAUAACGGAGGCUCGGUCCUCCCUUCGGCCCCUGGAGACCAGGACCCCAGGCUGUGGUGCUCGAAGAGUGGAUUUUCUACAAGUAGGAUCCUGAAUCCAUGUUCUAUUUAGCUUUAGGAAGAAACAUUUAGAACUUGUACAUAUACAAAGUUUUGCAUUGCCGGUGCCAGUUUCUAGUGGAUAGACUUGUAUGAUCAUAAAAUUGUAAGCCGCUCCCCCUCCCGCCCAGCUUCUCCCUACCCCAGAGCCCCCCUCCCCCACACCUUUGCCAUUGCUGGAGAGGUUGCUGUACUACCCUUGAAUACCUCCACUGAUGGGGAACUCACUACCUUUGGUGCAGUUCUUAUGCCAAGCUGACAUUCUCUGCAGUUCUCCCCAUCAAUUCCAAGCAGGGGCAACCAGAAGAAAACAGGCAUUCUAAAUUUAUGUACAGGUGAUCAACUUUGAAACCCCAGGUAAAUCUGACUCUGCUGGAGUUUAGAAUUGCUCCAGAUGGUGUCUCCAAGGGGGACCAUUGGCCCUCUCCAGUUCCCUCCAGGAUAGAACUAACUGGGUGCAGGCACUGCCCACAGGCUUUAGGAGCAGGGGGAGCCCAGAGGCUCCCUCCAGCCUGGGUAGAUCUUAAGAGCUCUGUGAUGGCUGGUUCUGGGAUGGAUAACCUCCGCUGGACUCCGCGCAAGGCAGAGAGCAGCUAUUCCCCAUCCCCACCCCACAACCAGUACCCUGCAUGUGGCCAACACUUGCCCAGGCUUGUGCUGGUUCCUCUAAAGUGAAUGGCCACAUGGCUACCUGCUCAAGAGGGACAGCCCAUCUCAGCAGUCCUGCCUUACCACUGUGACCGGGGUUUCCAGGGAAUCAGAUUUCAAGUUGUGUGGAUUUCACAUGAGGGCCCCUGGAGAGGGGACCCCCCACAUCCUACCCACCCCCUCCUGGUUCUCCCGCCUCAUGGUGGGGAGGUCUGGCUCUCCCUCCUUUCUUAAGCAGCUGUGGAUGUUGACCUGAAAAGAGCAGACCGCCCUCUUCCAGGAGCUGCCUCCCUUUUUCCAGCCCGUUGCCCUGGUCAUUUUGUGAAUCGGGACUUGGCAGCCUCCCACCUUUAGGUAAAGCUGAAUGUUUCAUUCAAAAGCCGGGAAAAGGAAGAGCUGAAAGCAGCAGGAAGAUCAAGUCCAUUCCCCAGCACUUGGUUUCCAGCAGGAUAUUUAUGAGUAAUUUAUUGUUUGCUAUGUACAUCUCAUUAUUUUCUUACUUUAUUUA
Molecule: messenger RNA, 1941 nt
Organism: Vicugna pacos (alpaca)
Lineage: Eukaryota; Metazoa; Chordata; Mammalia; Artiodactyla; Camelidae
Gene: FGF19
Product: fibroblast growth factor 19
Biological process (GO): fibroblast growth factor receptor signaling pathway
Cellular component (GO): extracellular region
Molecular function (GO): growth factor activity; fibroblast growth factor receptor binding
Source: RefSeq, a predicted model, not a curated record